This is a messenger RNA of Caretta caretta (loggerhead turtle), 1428 nucleotides long. Lineage: Eukaryota; Metazoa; Chordata; Testudines; Cheloniidae. The record is from RefSeq and is a predicted model, not a curated record.
ACAGGAAGCAGGAAAACUUUCCCAAACAGAUAUUUGACUCGAGCAGGGAUUAUUUUGGCAGCUGCCUUGAACCAAGUGAUAAUUGUGACUGGAUGCCAGAGCUAACCAGACAGACAGUUUCCUCUAUACUCCCACCAUACCAGGGAUAAAUAAAUGUUUAGUAAUUGGCAGACUGGCCAACAUGAAUCACUCUUUCUUGGAGCACAAUUAGCUGUCAAAACAGAUCUUAGAAAAAAAAUUUUUGCAAAGGGAUUAUGGAGGGUAGGAAAUGCAGGUGAUUUGCAGUGUCUGCCUUUGAUACAAACAUCCUGCUCCUCUACUGUCCCUUUGAACUAACUUUGAUAUGCAAUAAUUAGGAGUGGCUCAGCCCCUGAGGAGAGGUGGCUGCUGCUGCUGCUGCCCUACCUCCUUGCUCGUUUUAUUGAAUCCUUGUUUUGAACUAUUGAUCAAACAGAUUUGAAGAGAUUUGUUGAAGUCUGUGUGGGCUGAAGAGGAAGGAAAUGAGGAGAGGAGGGGAUGGAAAGGACAGCAAACUUGGCUAUAAAUACCCCAGAAGGACAGAGCUCCUCUCCACAGAUUUUCCUCUUCGGCUAGAGAUGUAAAAUGUAAGAAAAGGACUUUUAUUCAAGAAUUUUUCUUUAAAAAGAUUCACAAAUAUCCCAUAUUUGCUGAAUCUGUGUUGCUUGUUUUCAAGCUUCAGCAUAUCUUAGACAACAGUGCUAAGCGCACCAGACCUCACGGGGGAAACCAGAUCAACCUGCCUGAAGAAUGGUGGCAGUCUUGCUGCUGGGGCUCAGCUGCAUCUGUUCCCCAUUGGUAGCCCUGGUUCUAGACUACAACAGCAUCAAGAGUUCAGCUGAAGUGCAGGGCACCAGAAAGAGCUCACAGUGCGUAACAGACCAGGACUGUAAUGCUAGCAAAUUCUGCCUCAAGCAUGAAGAUGAAGCGUCCUUCUGUGUUACCUGUCGUGGGUUACGACGAAGAUGCAAGCGUAAUGCUAUGUGCUGCCCAGGGACUAUGUGUAUAAAUGAUGUUUGCAGCCAGACUGAAGAGGUUACCCCAACAGAAGGAAGAAAGACUGACGAACAGGAUGGUUCUGAUUCAAAAGGGACAACUCAACACCAGAUCCAAGAAAACAACUCUAAAAAAGGACUUGUCAAAUCUCCAAGCCAUAAAGGUCAAGAGGGAAAAAGCUGCCUUCGCACUUCAGAUUGUGCCUUUGGGCUUUGCUGCGCUCGCCAUUUCUGGACCAAAAUCUGUAAGCCAGUUCUCCGUGAAGGACUGGUCUGUUCCCGCCGGGGACACAAAGAUGUUGCUCAAGGUCCAGAAAUUUUCCAACGCUGUGAUUGUGGCCCUGGUUUGUCUUGCCGACCACCGCUCACCAGGCUGCCACAACCGUCGCGCUUAAACAUCUGCCAGAGAAGCUAA